Molecule: messenger RNA, 1823 nt
Organism: Drosophila santomea
Lineage: Eukaryota; Metazoa; Arthropoda; Insecta; Diptera; Drosophilidae
Product: probable serine/threonine-protein kinase mkcB
Exons: 1
Coding region: 118-924 (268 amino acids)
Source: RefSeq, a predicted model, not a curated record
ACACAAAGUGUAAAGUGCAGUUUGCACAACUAACAAUUAUUGACUAUAGUAAUUAUUUACUAAAAUAAAUAAUUAUUCCAUAUUGUUCUGGUAAUUGUUAUAUGUGGACUUAGAACAAUGAAUCAAAACGACAUACGUUCUCAGCGACAAUGUGAACAAGACGAGCGCCGGCUCUCUUUACAACGCAACAAUGCAUACUUUUCUUUCGUCUCACCGCAAAUCGGUGAUCGAGCACCCUCACCUUCAACUAACUCGAAACUUUUGCCCUCAGAGAACGACAGACCGCGUUCUUGCUCUCCCUCUCUGCCUGCUUCGGCUCACAAGUCGUGGAGCGAAGAGACCGCCUCUCCUACCCCGCUCCUCUCGCAGCGCCAAACGACCGUCCCGGGUAACUGUAACACUGCAAUAACGAGUGCAGUGACCUCACUGGCAACUGUCACUGCUACCACAACAACAACUUCGUCAGCGGCCCAACUAAUUAUCGCUGUGCCAGCUGUAAAUAAUUCAGCAGCACUGACCGUUUGCAACAACAAUAAUGCACGCAAAGAAGAAUCAAAACAAAAGCAGAAGUCGAUUUCGACUGUGCAGACUGGCAUGGAUCGCUACAUCCAAAUCAAGAGAAAGCUCAGCCCUCAAAACAAUAAGGCAGGUAAUCAACCCAAAAUCAAUCGAACCAGCAACGGCAAUGAAAACUCUGCAGUAAAUAAUUCAAACCGAUAUGCUAUCUUGGCUGAUUCUGCGACCGAACAACCCAACGAAAAAACGGUAGGGGAACCAAAAAAGACCAGGCCUCCACCAAUUUUCAUACGAGAACAAAGUACAAAUGCACUUGUAAAUAAACUCGUUGCUUUGAUUGGUGACAGCAAAUUCCACAUUAUCCCACUUAAAAAAGGAAAUAUUCAUGAAAUAAAACUACAGAUCUAAACAGAAGCAGACCACCGUAUAGUGACUAAAUACCUAAAUGAUGCUGGUAAAAACUACUACACAUACCAAUUAAAAAGUUGCAAAGGGCUACAGGUAGUACUUAAGGGCAUUGAAGCAACAGUGACACCAGCUGAGAUAAUUGAGGCUCUGAAGGCCAAAAACUUUUCUGCAAAGACAGCUAUUAAUAUUUUAAACAAAGACAAAGUUCCGCAGCCACUAUUCAAAAUAGAACUCGAACCAGAGCUCCAGGCACUAAAGAAAAACGAAGUGCACCCAAUAUACAACUUACAGUACUUGCUACAUCGGAGGAUCACCGUGGAGGAGCCGCACAAACGUAUCAAUCCAGUUCAAUGUACUAAUUGCCAAGAAUACGGCCACACCAAGGCAUACUGCACCCUUAAGACCGUAUGUGUUGUCUGUAGCGAACCUCAUACUACCGCAAACUGCCCCAAAAACAAGGACGAUAAGUCUGUGAAGAAAUGCAGUAACUGCGGGGAAAAACAUACUGCAAACUACAGAGGCUGUGUGGUGUACAAAGAAUUGAAGAGCCGCCUAAACAAACGUAUUGCCACAGCACAUACAUACAACAAAGUCAAUUUCUACUCUCCGCAACCGAUUUUUCAACCACCCCUAACUGUCCCAAGCACUACUCCAACAAUUUCUUUCGCUAGCGCCCUAAAAUCCGGACUAGAAGUGCCCGCCCCACCGACAAGAACUGCUCAUUCCGAACAUACACCGACAAACAUCCAACAAACACAACAAAGUGGCAUCGAAGCUAUGAUGCUAUCCCUACAGCAAAGCAUGAAAGACUUUAUGACGUUCAUGCAAAAUACUUUGCAAGAGCUCAUGAAAAACCAAAAUAUCCUGAUUCAACUUCUUGUAUCUUCAAAAUCCCCAUA